CCCCACGCCCCUUAAUGCAACCGAAAAACAGAAGAAGAGAAAAAGAAAGGUAAGUCCAGAUACUGAAAGAGUAGCAGUAGACCAGUGUAUUGUAAGGCCAUGGCAUCUCUGGCAACCCUAGCAGCCGUUCAACCGGCCACCAUUAACGGCCUCGGGGGAAGCUCCCUCACCGGAACAAAGCUCGUUGUGAAGCCCACUCGCCAGAGCAUCAGAACAAAAAACAUCAGGAGUGGUGCUGUGGUGGCCAAGUACGGAGACAAGAGCGUCUACUUUGACCUUGAGGAUCUGGGCAACACCACCGGGAAGUGGGACUUGUACGGUUCAGAUGCCCCCUCACCUUACAACCCUCUUCAGAGCAAGUUCUUUGAGACAUUUGCCGCUCCAUUCACCAAGAGAGGCUUACUCCUCAAGUUCUUGAUAUUGGGAGGAGCUUCCACCAUUGCCUACCUUAGUGCCACUGCUUCCGACGACGUUCUGCCAAUCAAGAAGGGCCCACAACUUCCACCCAAGUUGGGCCCACGUGGCAAGAUCUAAAUUUUAUUUGGGAUUUAAUCCUCAUUUUCUCAAGCUUUUCAUCAUGUGUGUAAUUGUUUCUCUAUUUUGUACUUGUAAAGCACGUGUAAUGCAGAAUUAAAACCCCUAAGUUUGGCAAUACGUCAAAGGUAUUUUUUCUGGUGCAA
Messenger RNA from Pyrus x bretschneideri (Chinese white pear), 680 nucleotides. RefSeq names its product photosystem I reaction center subunit VI-2, chloroplastic. Gene Ontology annotation, cellular component: photosystem I reaction center; chloroplast thylakoid membrane; photosystem I. Gene Ontology annotation, biological process: photosynthesis. Bases 100 to 534 code for a protein of 144 amino acids. The transcript has 3 exons. Lineage: Eukaryota; Viridiplantae; Streptophyta; Magnoliopsida; Rosales; Rosaceae. The record is from RefSeq and is a predicted model, not a curated record.